Arabidopsis lyrata subsp. lyrata is the source of this 1429-nucleotide messenger RNA. RefSeq lists its product as uncharacterized. Lineage: Eukaryota; Viridiplantae; Streptophyta; Magnoliopsida; Brassicales; Brassicaceae. The record is from RefSeq and is a predicted model, not a curated record. The transcript has a single exon. Bases 302 to 1201 code for a protein of 299 amino acids.
CAACAUAAAUAAAAAUGGAAACUAACUUUCGGUGUGUUGUGUAAUUUACUUUUGUUUUCGAUGGCUUAUGUCUUGCUCCAAGUAUAUAAAAGGUGUAUAAAUACAAGCAAUCAUGUAUCAAGGACUAUAGGUUAAGUGAAAAAAAUAAUACAAAUAAUAAAAUCGUUUUUGACUUUUCCAAAAGAAACUUCUCUUCUUGUCUUCUUUAAAUAUUCAAAUUCGUCGUCCUCUCUUUCGUUAUGUGUUUAUAUUAAAUUUUGUACCUCUCUGUCUCUUCGUUGGAAACUCGGAAGCUUCGAAAAUGGCAAGGACUUGUACGGAAGAUGAUGAAGAAACCCUUUUGAUCUCUCAUCGCAAUCAAGACGACGAAGAAGACGAUGACAUAGAAGAAGAAGCUUUGUCUCUGUGUGAUUUACCGAACGAGAACGGCGAAUUACGAUCGAUUGUCAAAGAAGAAGAUGAAGAAUUCGAUUCCGGGUUCGAAUUUGGAAUCGGGUCAUCGUUUCGAGCCGGGUCGGAUUCAUGUGAACCAGCUCCGGAGAUGAGUACAGCCGACGAAUUAUUCUUCAAAGGCCGAAUUCUGCCGUUACGUCACUCCGUCAGUUUAGACGCCGGACUUAACGAGCCGACCCGGUUAAUUACAAGAUCCGAAUCGGUUGAAUACAGAAGAACCGGAGUUAGAUCGGACCGGAAAAUCAAAAACAAUUUCAUCGAUUAUAGUCAACCAAGUCCACAACCACAGAUUCGAAGAUCAUCGAGCAUGACGGCUCGUGUUAAUUCAAUCAGAAACCCUAAAUCAUCUUCGAUUUGGGAUUUUCUCAGGUUAGGACUCGUCCGUACGCCGGAGAUAGAGCUCCGAACCACCGCCGGAAACGCGAGAUUGUCAGUGAGUCGAAACAGUAGCUGUAGUAGUACAAGCACGAGUUCGAAUUCGAAGAAAACAGGAUCUGGAGAAUCGAGAUCGAGGAAUCGGAGGAGAAGCUUUUUGUUUUCGGAUUGUAAAUGUUCGGUGUCGACGGAGACGAUGAUGGUACCUGUGAAGAUCAAAGUUGAGACGGAGGAGAAACAGAGGGUGAUGGAGAAGAAGACGGCGAAGAAAGAGGAGAAAACGGCGAUGGCGAGGAAGAGGACGUUUGAGUGGUUAAAAGAGUUGUCACAGGUAGGUUUUGUUGUCGAUCAUGGAAGACGAAGCUUGGUCUGAUUUUUGUUUUUUUCAAGAAAUAUUUUAAAAUGUAUUUUUUUGGGUGUGUUUAAUUAAUCAUUUCGUACGUUAUUUUCUUUUUGUAUGUUAGUGGUAAUUGUCAAUUAUAUACUUAGUUUUUUUUCCAAAUGAUAAAUGUUUUUGGUUUUCAUUACAUUCUAUAAGACUAUGAUUAACCAUUUCGAGCUAAUGUAUAAUUUGCUAAUCUUUGACUUGAGUUUGAUUUUA